AGUGAAAAUUGUGAAAUAAAAAUGGCUCGUACUAAGCAGACUGCUCGUAAAUCGACCGGAGGCAAGGCGCCUCGUAAGCAGCUGGCAACUAAGGCGGCUCGUAAGAGUGCUCCAGCCACCGGCGGUGUGAAGAAGCCUCAUCGUUAUCGCCCCGGAACUGUUGCCCUGCGUGAGAUCCGUCGUUACCAGAAGAGCACAGAGUUGCUGAUCCGCAAGCUGCCUUUCCAGCGCUUGGUGCGUGAAAUUGCUCAGGAUUUCAAGACCGAUCUGCGUUUCCAGAGUUCUGCUGUGAUGGCACUGCAGGAAGCUAGUGAAGCCUACUUGGUUGGCCUGUUCGAAGAUACUAACUUGUGCGCUAUCCAUGCCAAGCGUGUCACCAUCAUGCCGAAAGAUAUCCAACUGGCCAGACGUAUUCGUGGCGAACACUCCGCAGUUGCAACAUCCGCAUCUCCCGUGGCUGCCCCACCAGCUACUCCCGCAUCUGAGAAGAAGGUGGCUGCUAAGAAAGCAGCAUCUGCAUCGAAGGUGAAGAAGCCGGCAGUUCCACCAUCACAUCCUCCAACUCAGCAAAUGGUGGACGCAUCAAUCCUGAACCUUAAGGAACGUGGUGGCUCGUCGCUAUGGCAAUCAAGAAGUACAUCAGUGCCACAUACAAUGGAAAACUUAUCCAAGCUAAAGGCAAGGGCGCAUCUGGUUCAUUCAAAUUGUCUGCAUCUGCCAAAAAAGGAGCCGAAGCCAAAAGCCAAGGCUGCCUCAGCGGAGAAGAAACCGAAGAAGGUCGCUGCAUCAGCAGCAGCAGCAGCUAAGAAGAAGGCUGCCGGCACCAAGGCCAAGAAAGCAGCAGGGUCCGCUGAGAAGAAACCAAGCAAAGCUGUAGCAACCAAGAAGACCGCUGAGAAGAAGAAGACUGAGAAAGCCAAGGCUAAGGAGGCCAAGAAGAGUGGUGGCAAAGUUAAGGGAAAGGCAAAGUCUCGUUCCAACCGCGCUGGUCUUCAGUUCCCCGUUGGCCGUAUUCACCGUCUGCUUCGCAAGGGCAACUAUGCCGAGCGUGUUGGUGCUGGUGCUCCUGUGUACCUGGCUGCUGUGAUGGAAUACUUGGCUGCUGAAGUUUUGGAGUUGGCUGGUAACGCAGCCCGUGACAACAAGAAGACUAGGAUUAUCCCUCGUCAUCUGCAAUUGGCCAUCCGCAACGAUGAGGAGUUGAACAAACUACUUUCGGGUGUCACCAUUGCCCAGGGCGGAAGUGAAAAUUGUGAAAUAAAAAUGGCUCGUACUAAGCAGACUGCUCGUAAAUCGACCGGAGGCAAGGCGCCUCGUAAGCAGCUGGCAACUAAGGCGGCUCGUAAGAGUGCUCCAGCCACCGGCGGUGUGAAGAAACCUCAUCGUUAUCGCCCCGGAACUGUUGCCCUGCGUGAGAUCCGUCGUUACCAGAAAAGCACAGAGUUGCUGAUCCGCAAGCUGCCUUUCCAGCGCUUGGUGCGUGAAAUUGCUCAGGAUUUCAAGACCGAUCUGCGUUUCCAGAGUUCUGCUGUGAUGGCACUGCAGGAAGCUAGUGAAGCCUACUUGGUUGGCCUGUUCGAAGAUACUAACUUGUGCGCUAUCCAUGCCAAACGUGUCACCAUCAUGCCGAAAGAUAUCCAGCUGGCCAGACGUAUUCGUGGCGAACGUGCUUAAAUUGUGACAACGUUGUGCGUUGUGCUUGACAAGCAUCAAAUUAUCAAACAAAUCGGUCCUUUUCAGGACCACAA
Drosophila sulfurigaster albostrigata is the source of this 1748-nucleotide messenger RNA. RefSeq names its product ion-translocating oxidoreductase complex subunit C-like. Gene Ontology annotation, cellular component: nucleosome. The transcript has 5 exons. Gene Ontology annotation, molecular function: protein heterodimerization activity; DNA binding; structural constituent of chromatin. Lineage: Eukaryota; Metazoa; Arthropoda; Insecta; Diptera; Drosophilidae. The coding region runs from base 22 to 1674 and encodes 550 amino acids. The record is from RefSeq and is a predicted model, not a curated record.